AUGCUGGGCAGACUGCGAAAUCAAUGUUUACUUUGGAUCUGCAGAAGCCUCGAUGGGAAAGAAAUCGUUCAAUUGACCAUUUGCUACUGCUGGGCAACUGCGCAAUCCUGCACCAAGUAUCUCCUUGAUUGCCUUCACUACGAUAAAAUACCACCCCUUCACCGAGCCAUACUCAAACGACGACUAGACAUUGCGCGCCUGUUGUUGACUCAUUACCACGCAAGUCCCAGCUCCAUGUACCGUGGGACGAGCACGCUUCUGCUCGCCAUUGAGAUGAGCUGCCCACAAGCAGUUAACCUUAUACUGGAACAUCACCCACGGCUGUCCUAUACUUGCGAUUUUCAAGGUCAAGGGCCAUUGUCAAUCGCGGUCGCAAAGGGCAAUUUUGCCAUCGUUGAACGCCUGUUGCAGUACCCAGCGCUGGAUGUCAAUGACCGAUGCACCGAUGGCAUGUCCGCUUUGAUGUACGCAGUGGAACACGCUGAGCACGCCAUUCUAAGCCAUCUUCUGACCGACCCCCGCGUGAACGUCAGCAUCGAAGAUCGCUUUGGGCAGAAUGCGCUACACCAAGCAGUCCGAAAGGAAGACCAUAUCUCAGUGCAGAUCCUAGCCCGAGACCCUCGCUUGGAUGUGAAUUGGUGCGGCACCCAUCGAAAUACGGCACUACUUCUCGCGGUCAAAAUCUUUAGGAGGUCGGCGCGUGGAAUGGUAGAAGCCCUACUGCUCAACCUCAGAAUAUCCCACUAG
Molecule: messenger RNA, 747 nt
Organism: Penicillium angulare
Lineage: Eukaryota; Fungi; Ascomycota; Eurotiomycetes; Eurotiales; Aspergillaceae
Product: ankyrin repeat domain-containing protein
Exons: 1
Coding region: 1-747 (248 amino acids)
Biological process (GO): protein localization to ciliary inversin compartment
Cellular component (GO): ciliary inversin compartment
Molecular function (GO): protein binding
Source: RefSeq, a predicted model, not a curated record